AGAGAAAGAGAGAGUUGAAUGGAGAGAGCGAGAGAGAGAGUUAAAGGAGGGUGAGAGAGAGAGAGAGUUGCCACUGUCCAAGCCGAUUACAGUUUAUCUGGUCUGUGAUUCUGUCACUGUCCACUUGAGGGUUCUCCACUUUGUGGACGAGACGCUCCCGCUUUCUCCUGCUUGAUUGUUUGCCGAGCAGCAUGGAUGUACUGUAGUGUAGCGGGACUCAGACACCUCUACCAUGAGUUCCUCUGCAGACGCGCUCCUGUCAGCGGGGCAACUUUAUGGUGCGCCAUGCUGCCGCUGAGCCGCGCGCCACUCGGUGGGAAAGUUCUCGUUGAGAACCCCGCUUGUCCUACUUUCUUCACUUUGCUAUACCGUGUGACAAAAUGCAGAAAAGUGUCCGCUACAACGAAGGGCACGCGCUCUUUCUAUCGGCUGUAGCGCGUAAAGAGGGGACUAAGCGCGGCUAUCUGAGCAAAAAGACAGCGGAGAACAGCCGAUGGCACGAGAAGUUCUUCGCCCUCUAUCAGAAUAUAUUGUUCUACUCCGAGAACGAGCAGAGCACGAGACCCGCCGGGAUUUACCUGUUGGAAGGAUGCACCUGCGAGCGCGCGCCGGCACCCAAGGCAUCUACCACUGGGAGGGAAGCGCUGGAGAAACAGCACUACUUCCUUAUCGUGUUCGGUCACGAUGGACAGAAGCCUCUGGAGCUGCGAACAGAGGAGGAGAGUGAGUGCGAUGAAUGGGUGGAGGCCAUCCAGCAGGCAAGUUACUCUGACAUCAUCAUUGAAAGAGAGGUGCUGAUGCAGAAAUACAUCCACCUUGUACAGAUAGUAGAAACGGAGAAGGUCGCCGCCAAUCAGCUGCGCACCCAGCUGGAAGAUCAGGACACAGAAAUCGAGAGGCUCAAAUCAGAGAUUGUAGCUCUGAACAAAACUAAGGAGCGAAUGCGUCCUUACCAUGUCAACCAAGAAAAUGAAGAUCCCGAUAUCAAAAAGAUCAAAAAGGUGCAGAGUUUCAUGCGGGGCUGGCUCUGUCGGAGGAAGUGGAAGAUCAUCGUUCAGGACUACAUCUGCUCUCCUCACGCUGAGAGCAUGAGGAAGAGGAACCAGAUUGUCUUCAACAUGGUGGAGGCAGAGACAGAGUAUGUCCACCAGCUGUACAUCCUGGUCAACUGUUUCCUCAGACCUCUGAGGAUGGCUGCUAGCUCCAAGAAGCCCCCCAUCAACCACGACGAUGUGAGCAGCAUCUUCCUCAACAGUGAGACCAUCAUGUUCCUACAUGAGAUUUUCCAUCAAGGCUUGAAGGCGAGGAUAGCCAAUUGGCCAACUCUAGUGCUGGCUGACCUUUUUGACAUCCUGCUGCCCAUGCUGAACAUCUACCAGGAGUUUGUACGUAACCAUCAGUACAGCCUGCAGGUUUUGGCCAACUGUAAGCAGAACAGAGACUUCGACAAGCUGCUGAAACAGUACGAGUCUAACGCCGCCUGUGAGGGAAGGAUGCUCGAGACCUUCCUCACGUACCCCAUGUUCCAAAUUCCUCGAUACAUCAUCACCUUGCAUGAGUUAUUAGCACACACGCCUCAUGAGCAUGUGGAGCGCAAGAGUCUUGAAUUCGCCAAGUCCAAAUUAGAGGACCUGUCCAGAGUGAUGCAUGAUGAGGUGAGUGACACAGAAAACAUCCGGAAGAACCUGGCCAUAGAGCGGAUGAUAGUGGAGGGCUGUGACAUCCUAUUGGAUACCAGCCAGACCUUCGUCAGGCAGGGCUCUCUGAUCCAGCUGCCAUCGGUGGAGCGAGGGAAGCUUAGUAAGGUCCGUCUGGGCUCGCUCUCUCUGAAGAAGGAAGGGGAGCGGCAGUGCUUCCUUUUCACCAAACACUUCCUUGUCUGCACUCGCAGCUCUGGAGGAAAACUGCACCUUCUCAAGCAAGGUGGAGUUUUGUCCCUGAUUGACUGCACACUCAUUGAGGAACCAGAUGCCAGCGACGAGGAGUCUAAAGCUGGCGGUCAGGUAUUUGGUCAGCUGGACUUUAAGCUUGUGAUUGAGCCAUCAGACGCACCUUCAUUCACCGUGGUGUUACUGGCACCAUCGCGACAGGAGAAGGCGGCAUGGACCAGUGAUAUUAGCCAGUGUAUAGAUAAUAUCCGCUGUAAUGGCUUGAUGACCAGUGUAUUUGAGGAGAACUCUAAAGUCACUGUGCCUCAUAUGAUCAAAUCCGAUGUGCGUCUCCAUAAAGAUGAUGUUGACAUUUGCUUCAGCAAGACGCUCAACUCCUGCAAGGUCCCCCAGAUCCGCUACGCCAGCGUGGAGCGGCUGCUGGAGAGGCUGACCGACCUGCGCUUCCUCUCCAUAGACUUCCUCAACACCUUCCUGCACACAUACAGGAUCUUCACCACGGCAACAGUCGUCAUGGACAAACUGGCCGACAUCUACAAGAAGCCCUUCUCCUCCAUACCUAUCAGGGCGCAGUACCACUCAUAUGACCGUCUGUCCAUCUCAUCCAUCUGUCCCGACUACAGUCUGAAGAUCAAGAAGAUAACCAUGGAUCAGUCCAAGUCCUUGGAGCUGUUCUUUGCCACCAACCAGAACAACAGAGGGGGCGAGCACAUGAACGACAAAUCUCCUCGUCUCUGCCGCAAGUUUUCCUCUCCCCCUCCUUUGUCCAUCCAAUCCCGCACUUCCUCCCCUGUCCGAACACGAAAGCUCUCCCUCCACUCCCCCAUCACUGCCAGGGUGGGAGGCCUCGACCUCACCAGUCCUCUGUCAAGCUCCAGCGUCAACCAUAACACUUCCCAGUCUGCCGCCAGCAGCCCCACAUCUGCAACCACCCCCCUAGCCCUGACACCUCAGACCCCAACUCCGACCCCCUCCUCUCCUCCUCCUCCUCCCUCUUCCACCUCUCCCCCACCGAACAACAACUCAAAGCCACCACAGGAACAAGGUCCUACCAUUCCCACAUCCCCAGACCAGAGUCCCUGCUCGCCUGCAGAGGGGGAGGAUGUUCCAAAGAUUGACCCCUUCGGUGGAAAACUGAGACGGAGCAUCCGCAGAUCUGUGCUGGAGUCGGUGUCGCUGGAGAAAAUCAUCCCAGAGUCUCCCCAGAGCAGUGAAGCAGGAGACAUGUCUCCAAGCCGCUCCCCUUCCACACCUCGACACCUGCGCUACAGACAGCCUGGAGUCCAGUCAGGGGAGAACUCACGCUGCUCAGUCUCUCCCGUGUCAGCCUUUGCUAUCGCCACAGCAGCAGCAGGACAUGGUUCACCACCAGUGUUUAAUAACUCUGAGAGAACUUGUGAUAAAGAGUUUAUCAUCCGCCGAGCUGCAACUAACAGAGUUCUCAACGUGCUGCGGCACUGGGUGUCCAAACACUCACAGGACUUUGAGAUGAACGGGGAGCUGAAGAUGUCGGUGAUCUGUCUCCUGGAGGAGGUGCUCAGAGAUCCUGACCUUCUGCCUCAGGAGAGAAAAGCUACUGCCAACAUACUGAGUGCCCUUUCUCUCGAUGAGCAGGACGAUGCCCAGCUGAGGAUAGAGGACAUCCUACAGAUGGCCGACUGUCCGAAGGCAGAGUGUUUCGAGUCUCUCUCAGCGAUGGAGCUGGCAGAGCAGAUCACUCUUCUGGAUCACAUCGUCUUCAGAAGCAUUCCUUAUGAAGAGUUCCUGGGACAGGGCUGGAUGAAGGUGGACAAGACAGAGAGGACACCAUACAUCAUGAAAACUACUCAACACUUCAAUGAUAUGAGCAACCUGGUGGCAUCCCAGAUUAUGACCCACACCGAUGUGGGCUCCAGGGCCAACUCCAUAGAGAAGUGGGUCGCUGUGGCCGACAUCUGCCGCUGUCUCAACAACUACAACGGAGUCCUGGAGAUCACAUCUGCACUCAACCGCAGCGCCAUCUACCGUCUGAAGAAGACCUGGGCUAAAAUCAGCAAACAGACUAAAGCACUGAUGGACAAACUACAGAAGACUGUGUCGUCUGAGGGAAGGUUUAAAAAUCUGAGGGAGACCCUGAAAAACUGCAACCCUCCAAGUGUGCCAUACCUGGGAAUGUAUCUCACAGAUCUGGCCUUUAUUGAGGAGGGGACACCCAACUUCACAGACGAAGGUCUUGUUAACUUCUCCAAAAUGAGGAUGAUAUCCCACAUCAUCCGAGAGAUCCGUCAGUUUCAGCAGACUCCUUACAGAAUAGAGCAUCAAGCCAAGGUGACCCAGUACCUGCUAGAUAAGACUCUCAUCAUGGAUGAAGACACACUCUACGAUCUCUCGCUGAAGAUCGAGCCCAGGCUCCCUGCCUGAGAUACAGCUGUUUGUGGCCAGUGGGAGCCUGCCAGACCUGGACCCCCCGAGGGCAACACGCCCACGUUAUCUCAUCAAUCAGGAGGAAAUUGGAGAGAUUUGAGAGCAGCAUGGAAAUGAAGAUAAGAGCGACACUGACUGAAGUGAGAGAUAUCUUUAGAGUCAAGUAUGACGGUUGGACGGUUGUUUUUUUCCAAGGGACCGAGGGAGCAUGAGAAGGUUGUGGAGUUAUAAUCUCCAAGGAAAACAGGAGGAAAGGUUUUAGUUGCACUGUGUGAGGGUUUUGAGGAAAUUUCGCUAUGUGCGCUCAUCAUUCCUCAGUGGAGUAUGUGGUGCGCAUUUCAUCACACUUCCUCAGACAGCCUGAGAGUGCAGGAAAGGCUGAGAGCAUGGAGUGUAGGAUGAGUGUAAUACAGUGGAUGUAACAGAGAUGUAGCAUAUACAGAUAGUGUGUCAGAGAGAUGUCUGAGCUCGUGUCUCUGUGCUGUUGUCUGUGUUCUGUUGCCUGUGCAUUUCCGUGCCAUGUCCUGGAGCAUAAGCCCCAAAAAAUUGCUUUAUGUCAUGAUGGUCACUGCAUAAAACUUGCAUGAUUUCAGCUUGGGAUGUAACUGUCUAAAUGGCCUUCAACCUGACCCCUGACCCUCAGCUUAGCAUGCUUCACUCUAACCAGGGUGACUCUAAGCCACUAUGCAUCCUCAGUGGGCUAGGUAUGAAAAUAUGCCUUUAAGCCUUUAAAUAUAUUGUGGAAAUAUACCAUAAUUUGGAUAAUUUUAAAUAGAAAUUUGAUUUAUUUUGAUGAAGUGGCUAAUGUUUUCCAUUGUACGGAAUUCUGUAUUUGUCUAUAGUAGGUUUUUGUCUAAAGCCCUCCAUUUACAAUUGAAUGAUACGAAAUUAAAACAUUUAUCAGUGCCUUCCACUAGUGUAGGUCAAUUUCCCCACAAUGUUAUCUUAAGAAAAUAGGUAAUGUCGACUAAACAGUAGCAUGUUAGUGUAAACACAGUAAAGUCAUUGCAGAAAAUAUCUCUCUCUAGUGUUUAAACAUUGUAAUAACCGACCCAAAGCUUUGGUAUGUGUGCACUUUGAUUUCUUUGGCUUUUACAAAUUAUCAGAUACUGACGUGUGUAGUUAGUCCUAGUGUGUAACUCUUGGAUGUAAGCUGGGACCGUUUUUUGCACUCUCUGAGAUGUAGCUUCGCUUGAGUGACAGUAUGAUCGUUAUUUACCAUGCUAUUUAUUUCAUCAGAUAAUGUAUUUAUGCUAUUUUGUAUAAAGUGACUCCACACAUAUCAUAUGAUUGAUGACAAAUUGUUUUGCUGUGAAUAUUAAUUUAUUGUUGUAGUUUUUUGUCUAUCUUGCUUUGAUGUUGAAAUCUAGUUUUGCAUCCCAGCCUCUUGUAUUGCAAGAUAUCUGUUUAACUUUAUUCUGAAGAAAAAAAACGAUGUCUUUUGAACGUUAAAAAGAUGUAGCAUUUGAAUAACCAGAAUGUUUUCUGUAUUGCUGAUAUGAUCAACAUACAGUAGUUGUCCUGCAUGUACACAACAGCUGUAUGUUGUGCAUGUCUAACUGGACGCUCCCUCUGCUUCUCUAUUUGAAUAUUGUCUCUGUAUCUGUCAGGAGGCUCAGUUUAAAGGCAUAGAAAUACUAUUUUGUCCAUCAAAUCUGGCACAUUUGUCUCUUAGUGUAGCUUAUGACAUCACAUCUUUCAGCUCGAGUCAUCUGCAAAUCAGUCUGUCGUUAUGGAGUAGCAGUGUUGGAAGUGAUGCACUCCUCAGUAAAAAAAUAUUCAUCCAACAAUAACCUUGUUCCAGAUUGAUUAAAGAAAAUGUUUAGAGGCUUUGCUUUAAAAAAACACAACCUUUUUUUGCACUGCAUCUGUAUUUCCAAGUGUUUGUUUUAACAUACAGGAUGCCACAUUUAUAUUUUAUUUUCAUUUACGUGUAUUUGUUUGCAUUGUUCACGGUGCAGGAGAAAUAAAUUCAACAUGCCUUAUA
Gymnodraco acuticeps is the source of this 6279-nucleotide messenger RNA. RefSeq names its product Ras protein-specific guanine nucleotide-releasing factor 2b (gene rasgrf2b). The coding region runs from base 381 to 4289 and encodes 1302 amino acids. Gene Ontology annotation, biological process: Ras protein signal transduction; positive regulation of GTPase activity. NCBI's taxonomy places the organism in Eukaryota, Metazoa, Chordata, Actinopteri, Perciformes, Bathydraconidae. Gene Ontology annotation, molecular function: protein binding; guanyl-nucleotide exchange factor activity. The record is from RefSeq and is a predicted model, not a curated record. The transcript is spliced from 29 exons. Gene Ontology annotation, cellular component: plasma membrane.